Molecule: messenger RNA, 540 nt
Organism: Sphenostylis stenocarpa
Lineage: Eukaryota; Viridiplantae; Streptophyta; Magnoliopsida; Fabales; Fabaceae
Source: the annotation of a GenBank genome assembly
AUGUCUUUCUUUAACAAAUUGCCUUUGAUCCUUUUACUUUCUUCCCUCUUCAUCCAUGCAUCUUUGGGUGAGAUGGCAUGUGAGGAUCUUCCAAAGGAAGUGUGUGCAUUCUCAGUAGCUUCAUCGGGGAAGAGGUGUUUGUUGGAGACAGAGAAGGCGGCGGACGGCGGCGUGGAGUACCAAUGCCGGACGUCGGAAGUGGUGGUGGAGAGGAUGGCAAAUUACAUAGAGACAGACGAAUGUGUGGAGGCAUGUGGGGUUGAUCGGAACUCUGUUGGUAUUUCUUCUGAUGCAUUCUUUGAGCCUCAAUUCACCGGCAAACUUUGCUCUUCAGAAUGUUAUCAACGUUGCUCCAACAUUGUUGACCUUUUCUUCAACUUGGCUGCUGGAGAGGGGGUAUUUUUGCCAGAACUGUGUGAGAAGCACAAGACGAACCCUCGUCGAGCCAUGGUUGAGCUUGUGAGCUCUGGAGCUGCACCUGGACCUGUUUCUGACGUGUCAGAGGACAUUGUGGCAGAACCUGCACCUUCUCCCCUGUAA